AUGAUAGUUCCUGAUUUACUACUAGAUCCUCAAUUGAAGUACUGGGUGUUGCUACCUAUAUCUAUAGCGAUGGUGUUUGUUGGGUUGUUAAGAUCAAAUAUAACAUACUUGAUACAACCAAAUCAAAAACUUCAAGAUUACAAAAAAGUAAGACAAGCUCAAUUUUUGCAAAAAGUGAAAUGCUUUAGGGAAAAUCAACAAGUAUUGACUCAAGAAGAAUUCAAUUCGUAUAAAACUUAUCUUAUAUCAAAUUUAAACACUGACGAAUUCUUUGCAGAGAAAUCAACUGAAACAAAGGAAGAAAAUAUGAACCCUUUCGAUGGAGCAAAUAAUGAUGCUAUAAUGUCAAUGGCGAAAGGUAAUUUAAUGAACUUUAUCCCUCAAACUUUAAUUAUGGGAUGGGUUAAUUACUUCUUUGCUGGAUUUGUUAUUAUGAAAUUACCAUUCCCAUUAACCGACGGGUUCAAAUCUAUGUUACAAAAUGGAAUUAUGACUCCUGACUUGAAUGUCAGGUAUGUAUCAUCCAUAUCUUGGUAUUUUAUAAGUUUAAUGGGAUUAAGACCAGUUUAUUCAUUGAUUAUGGGCUCAGAUGAGGCAGAAGAGUUGAUCAAACAACAGCAACAACAGCAGCUGCCAAUUCCUAAUUUAGGUGGUCCUGGUGGUCCGAAAGCCGACAAAGUAUUUAAAGCAGAGGCCGAGAAUUUGCAAAUUUUAGAUCAUGAAAGUAUAUACGACGGUGUUGUUGAUAGAUUUGUUAGUUCGUUCAGCUAA
This is a messenger RNA of Lodderomyces pseudojiufengensis, 771 nucleotides long. RefSeq lists its product as uncharacterized. Bases 1 to 771 code for a protein of 256 amino acids. The record is from RefSeq and is a predicted model, not a curated record. The transcript is spliced from 2 exons. Lineage: Eukaryota; Fungi; Ascomycota; Pichiomycetes; Serinales; Debaryomycetaceae. Gene Ontology annotation, cellular component: EMC complex; membrane. Gene Ontology annotation, biological process: protein folding in endoplasmic reticulum.